Monodelphis domestica (gray short-tailed opossum) is the source of this 978-nucleotide messenger RNA. The record is from RefSeq and is a predicted model, not a curated record. NCBI's taxonomy places the organism in Eukaryota, Metazoa, Chordata, Mammalia, Didelphimorphia, Didelphidae.
AACUCCGAGGCAGCACAUCCUUACCCAGACUACACUUCCCAGAAAUCUUCGCGGCCCCUUUCGGGACUACAGGCGAAUCCACCAUGCCCCUCCGCGCAGGCUGUGAUGUCAUCAUUCCGCGCAGACUCUGGCGCUGACGUGGCGGGAGACGGAACAAGUUUGGGACUUUUGGGGCUUCAGGGACCACGAUGAGGCGCGCGGGCUUAGGCGAGGGGGGGCCUCCCCCCGGACACCACGGCUACUCGGCCAGCGGCUACAGCGCCUUCGAGGAGGAGAACGACCGGCUGACGGAGAGCCUGCGCUCCAAGGUCACGGCCAUCAAGUCGCUCUCCAUUGAAAUAGGGCACGAAGUGAAGCAUCAGAACAAAAUGCUCGCCGAGAUGGUGAGUGGCGGCUCUCCCCUCCCCCACUGGCGGCCGGCCGGCUCUCCCAUGACUGGGGGCGGAGGGUUAGGCCCAUCGGCCAGUGCUGGGUGUUUCCUCCUUCUCACAGGACUCCGAGUUCGAUUCCACCACGGGCUUUCUGAGCAAAACCAUGGGAAGGCUGAAGGUGCUGUCGCGAGGCAGCCAGGCCAGGCUCCUGGCCUACAUGGCCCUGUUCACCCUCUUCGUCUUCUUUGUCAUUUAUUGGCUCAUUAAAUGGAGAUGAUGCCAGCGGCUCUGAGGUUCCCAUUUGUGCUGCCCCCCCAUGGGGCCAGGCCGCCCCCAGGUGGGCUUCGGGAGGACCCUGGGCUGGCCCCCGGGGUUCCCCUGCUCCCCCCACUGGAGAGAAAGUGGCUUCCCCUUGGGUAGCGCGGGGCGCUGCCCUCCCCCUUCUGCGCGUUCCUCUGUCGGGAUGGGGGGCCGCGGGCCCAGAGACGACGAUCCGGGGAUCCCAGCGGGCCUCGGCUGCCCCGGUGGGUGCGGGGGGAAGGGCCCGGCCCGGCCGCUCAGGGUUGUCUUCAUCAGAGAACUGAGAAAUAAAUUUGCUUUCAAUGCA